GGCCUUGGAGGAAAUCAACUUCCGGGGGCAGAGGUGCUAGAAGCCGGGUGGCGCGUGGGCUACCUUAACUUGUGAGACUGGGGCCGCGGUCUCCCCCGGAGGGUCUGGGGUCGUGCCCCGGGUGUGCGCGUGCGGGUCUGAGUGCUGGGGGCGGCUCACCCGCCGGCGUGGGGGAGCGGCGCGGCGGCGGCGAGCGAGAUCGGGAGCAGGCGUUUAACCCUCUUUACGUGACUCAGAGAAAGGGGACCUCAUUCCAAGUUCCAGUAUUGUUCUGGUUUCACUUGAAGAAUGGAUGAUGAUGAUUUUGGUGGUUUUGAGGCUGCAGAGACUUUUGAUGGUGGAAAUGGUGAAGCACAAACAAUAUCUCCUGCUAUUCCUUGGGCUGCUUUUCCUACAGUAUCUGGGGUCCAUCUUUCAUCAGCUUCUCCUGAGAUUGUACUGGACCAUAACCACUCUUCUCCUUCAAUUGGUUGCCUCUCUCCUGAUGCCGUCAUUUCGUCGCCAGAGAAUAUGCAUGCAGACAACAGCAUUAUUCAGCAAUCAACAGACACUCAUCUGGAUAUCUCACUUUUUCCAUUGGUUUUAACUGAUGAAAAAAGUAAUGGAACAAUUACUCUUGUGGAUGAUUCUGAGGAUCCUGGAGGCAAUGUAUCCAACAUACAGCUUCAGCAAAAAAUUUCAAGCCUGGAGAAUAAACUCAAAGUAUCUGAAGAAGAAAAACAGAGAAUUAAAAAGGAUGUGGAAUCAUUGAUGGAAAAACAUAGUGUCUUAGAAAAAGGCUUUCUAAAGGAAAAAGAGCAAGAGGCCAUUUUAUUUCAAGAUAGAUACAAGGAACUUCAGGAAAAACAUAAACAAGAAUUGGAAGACAUGAGAAAAGCUGGUCAUGAAGCCCUCAGCAUUAUUGUGGAUGAAUAUAAGGCACUACUGCAGUCCUCAGUUAAGCAACAAGUAGAAGCUAUUGAAAAACAGUACAUUUCUGCAAUUGAGAAACAAGCACACAAGUGUGAGGAACUGCUAAAUGCUCAG
Molecule: messenger RNA, 1026 nt
Organism: Carlito syrichta (Philippine tarsier)
Lineage: Eukaryota; Metazoa; Chordata; Mammalia; Primates; Tarsiidae
Gene: CCDC91
Product: coiled-coil domain containing 91
Exons: 9
Biological process (GO): Golgi to lysosome transport
Cellular component (GO): trans-Golgi network
Source: RefSeq, a predicted model, not a curated record